CAAUAGAGUCACAUGAUGAAGUCAUACUGUACCUCAGAGAGCAAAUUGAUUCAUAGACUCAGAACCUCAUGUAGACAGAAGUGCAGAAGACCCAGGACGAAGAUACAAUGAAUAAUAACAUCUACAUGAUGCUCUUUCUUUUUCUUCAUGAAGUCUGUGAACUCAAUUGCAAUGUUGCUCAUGUGGAUCAGGUUUUAACCGUGAAAGAGGGAGGGAAUAUAUUAUUACCUUGUCUCAUUGUAAAUGAUCAGUUACACCGAGUACUAUGGUAUAAACAGGUCCUUGGAGAGAAACCUCUCCUAAUAGUGUCAUCAUAUCACCACUCUCAACCAAAUGAAUUUUCUCCCGACUUGGAAGCAAAUCAUCGUUUUCAUGCAGUGAGAGAGGAUUAUAGUUUUAAUUUAACCAUCUUGAGAACCUUGAAAUCUGAUUCAGGCACGUAUUUCUGUGGAGCUGCCUUUGCUAAUGUUAUUUCCUUCAGCACUGGAACUGUUUUGCUGGUUAAAGGUGCAGACCUCAAACCUGCUGUUAUUCAACAGCCUAUGCUUAAUGUUAUAAAGCCAGGAAGCAAUGUGACUUUGCAGUGCUCAGUAGAAGGGAAGAUGUGUGAGAAUGGAGUGCAACUAGUUUACUGGUACAGACGCAGUUCAGACAGUAUCCAUCCAGGAAUGGUUUAUACUCAUGGAGACAUGAACAAUGGGUGUGGGAAGAACUCUGCUGCCUCCUCUCCUAUGCAGAGCUGUCUUUAUAACCUCCCUAAGAUGAAUGUUGGUCUCUCUGAUGCUGGACUGUACUACUGCGCUGUGGUAACUUGUGAUGAAGUUUUAUUUGGAAAUGGCACGACGUUGGUCAUUGAAGAUGAAUUUAAUAGCGAGAGGAUGCCAUAUUUUAUAAUAAUUGGCCUUGCAUUGAUGUGCACAGUCAGUUUUACCAUCAAUAUUUUGCUCUGUAUACCAUUGAGAAGAAAAGAUAGAACGCCUCAACAAAUCCAGAUUACCAAUGACGAUACAACAAUAGUUCAGUACCGCAACACAGAUGACGUUAACUAUGCUGCUCUGAACCUUUCCACUAAAAGAGGUCAGAGAAAAAGGACCUUAGAGGACACAACGUACUCUGUACCGACAUUGCGAGACAAGAUAUGAAACUUAUAGCUGCUGAUCAUUUAAACGUACCAUAAUAUUUAUAAUAUUGAACUCCAGGAGUGCAUUAGUAAUAUUCCAUAUUUGUGUCUCUAAUUAUAGUCUGUGCUUAUUCUGCAUCGUGUUAAACAUGUUUUUUUUUUCAAGAAACGUGUUGUGGGUGUUAACAUUAGCACUUCUGGGAGCUGACAUGAAAAAUUAUAUAAAAGCAUAACCACAUCCUGUAAAGAUGUAACUAGAUGUGAAA
This is a messenger RNA of Carassius auratus (goldfish), 1386 nucleotides long. RefSeq lists its product as uncharacterized. Lineage: Eukaryota; Metazoa; Chordata; Actinopteri; Cypriniformes; Cyprinidae. Gene Ontology annotation, biological process: response to bacterium. Bases 108 to 1142 code for a protein of 344 amino acids. The transcript has 6 exons. The record is from RefSeq and is a predicted model, not a curated record.